GACCCCCAGCCCGCGAGCGCCAAGGCGGCGGCGGGCAGCAGGAGAGGAGGGGGCGCCGAAGCCGAACCCCGCCGCCUGCACCCCGGUGCCGCCCGGCCGGCGGCUGCGGAGGGAACCGGAGCCGCCGGGCGGCCGGGGCCGGGCCGAGGACAACGAAGAGGAGGCGGCCAGCAGAACCAGCCGUGCGCCCGGGUAGCCCCGCGCGGGAGGCCCCCGGGACCGCGCCUGCUACGGGGCCGCGCGCUCCGUGCGCCUCUCGCGGAUUCCCUGUAAGGAGCCCCUGCUGGUGUGCCAGACCUACCGGGGGCUGUCUACCCGACUGCCCCAGACUCCGGCAACGGGGCCCCCGAUGGCAGUGGGCACCUCCCUGUGAAACCUGCCAAGCUGGACGCCACAGCUCCGCACGACGACACUUUGGCCAACUCUGUGCCCCCUUUGGAGGCGUGCAACCAUGCAGUCCUAGCCUGCAGCCCGGGCAUCCCUGAGGAGCACUAUGUAAGCGAGGCUGUGGAAGAUGCUCCCAGCUGCAGAGGGUACCGGGAUGCCUGCACCAUCACCGACGUGUGCAACAGCACCGAUCUUCCGGAAGUCGAGAUCAUCAGCCUGCUGGAGGAGCAGCUGCCCCAUUAUAAGUUAAGAGCCGACACCAUCUACGGUUAUGACCACGACGACUGGCUCCAUACACCCCUCAUUUCUCCAGAUGCCAACAUUGACCUCACAACUGAGCAAAUUGAAGAGACGCUGAAGUACUUCCUUUUAUGUGCUGAAAGAGUUGGCCAGAUGACUAAGACAUAUAAUGACAUAGAUGCUGUCACUCGGCUUCUUGAGGAGAAAGAGCGGGAUUUAGAACUGGCUGCUCGGAUUGGCCAGUCGUUGUUGAAGAAGAACAAGACACUAACAGAGAGGAACGAGCUGCUGGAGGAGCAGGUGGAGCACAUCAGGGAGGAGGUGUCUCAACUCCGGCAUGAGCUGUCCAUGAAGGAUGAGCUUCUUCAGUUCUACACCAGCGCCGCGGAAGAGAGCGAGCCCGAGUCUGUGUGCUCCACCCCGUUGAAGAGGAAUGAGUCAUCCUCCUCUGUCCAGAAUUACUUCCAUCUGGAUUCUCUUCAGAAGAAGCUGAAGGACCUCGAAGAGGAGAACGUCGUACUUCGAUCGGAGGCCUGCCAGCUGAAGACGGAGACCAUCACCUACGAAGAGAAGGAACAGCAGCUGGUCAACGACUGCGUGAAGGAGCUGAGGGAUGCCAACGUGCAGAUCGCCAGUAUCUCAGAGGAGCUGGCUAAGAAGACCGAGGAUGCUGCCCGCCAGCAAGAGGAGAUCACACACCUGCUGUCGCAGAUAGUUGACUUGCAGAAGAAGGCAAAAGCUUGCGCGGUGGAAAAUGAAGAGCUGGUCCAGCACCUGGGGGCUGCUAAGGAUGCCCAGCGGCAGCUCACGGCCGAGCUGCGAGAGCUGGAGGACAAGUACGCAGAGUGCAUGGAGAUGCUUCACGAGGCGCAGGAGGAGCUCAAGAACCUCCGGAACAAGACCAUGCCCAAUACUGCAUCACGGCGCUACCACUCGCUCGGCCUGUUCCCCAUGGACUCCUUGGCAGCAGAGAUUGAGGGAACGAUGCGCAAGGAGCUGCAGUUGGAAGAACCUGAGUCUCCAGAUAUCGCUCACCAGAAGCGAGUCUUUGAGACGGUGAGAAACAUCAACCAGGUCGUCAAGCAGAGGUCUCUGACCCCAUCCCCCAUGAACAUCCCCGGCUCCAACCAGUCCUCAGCCGUGAACUCCCUCCUGUCCAGCUGCGUCAGCACCCCCCGGUCCAGCUUCUAUGGCAGUGACGUUGGCAACGUCGUCCUGGACAACAAGACCAACAGCAUCAUCCUGGAAGCAGAGUCAGCUGACCUGGGGAACGCUGAGCGGAGCAAGAAGCCCGGGACGCCGGGCACCCCGGGCUCCCACGACCUGGAGACGGCGCUGCGGCGGCUGUCCCUCCGCCGGGAGAACUACCUGUCGGAGCGGAGGUUCUUCGAGGAGGAGCAGGAGCGGAAGCUUAGGGAGCUGGCGGAGAAGGGCGAGCUGCUCAGCGGCUCCCUCACGCCCACGGAGAGCAUCAUGUCCCUCGGCACCCAUUCGCGCUUCUCCGAGUUCACCGGCUUCUCGGGCAUGUCCUUCAGCAGCCGCUCCUACCUGCCCGAGAAACUCCAGAUCGUGAAGCCUCUGGAAGGCUCUGCCACCCUUCACCACUGGCAGCAGCUGGCCCAGCCCCACCUCGGGGGCAUCCUGGACCCCCGGCCUGGGGUGGUCACCAAGGGCUUCCGGACACUGGACGUUGACCUGGACGAAGUGUACUGCCUUAACGACUUUGAGGAAGACGACACAGGUGACCACAUUUCCCUCCCGGGCCUAGCUACCUCCACGCCAGUUCAGCACCCAGAGACCUCAGGUGAGGGGUCCCGAGCACGCGUGACUGGCUCAGGCAGCAGAAGUUACCCGCGCCGGCCUCAGGCUUGCCCAGAGGAGAUGCAGGAGCCGCCAGCGGCCGAGGAGGAGGAGGAGGAGGAGGAGGAGGGGUCUGCGCACCACCCUGGGAAGUGCAUGUCACAGACCAACUCCACCUUCACCUUCACCACAUGCCGCAUCCUGCAUCCUUCAGACGAGCUCACACGGGUCACGCCAAGCCUUAACUCGGCUCCAACUCCAGCUUGUGGCAGCGCCAGUCACUUGAAGUCCACGCCGGUGGCCACCCCAUGCACUCCACGGAGACUGAGCCUGGCUGAAUCCUUCACUAACAUCCGUGAGUCCACGACCACCAUGAGCACGUCUCUGGGGCUGGUGUGGCUGCUGAAGGAGCGGGGCAUUUCCGCGGCCGUGUAUGAUCCUCAGAGCUGGGACAGGGCCGGCCGGGGCUCCCUCCUGCACUCCUACACCCCCAGGAUGGCUGUGAUCCCCUCCACCCCACCCAACUCGCCUAUGCAGACGCCCACGUCCUCCCCGCCCUCCUUUGAGUUCAAGUGCACGAGCCCUCCCUAUGACAACUUCCUGGCCUCCAAGCCGGCCAGCUCCAUCCUGAGGGAAGUGAGGGAGAAGAAGAACGUCCGGAGCAGUGAGAGCCAGACAGACGUGUCUGUCUCCAACCUCAACCUCGUGGACAAAGUCAGGAGGUUUGGCGUGGCCAAAGUGGUGAACUCAGGGCGAGCCCACGUCCCCACCUUGACUGAGGAUCAGGGACCUCUCCUCUGUGGGCCUGCAGGCCCCGCCCAGGCCCUCGUCCCUGGCGGCCUGGUCCCCGAGGGCCUGCCCCUCGGGUGCCCCGCUGUCACCAGGGCCAUGGGCGGACUGCAGCUCAACAGCGGCAUCCGGAGGAACCGCAGCUUCCCCACCAUGGUGGGGUCCAGCAUGCAGAUGAAAGCCCCUGUGACUCUCACCUCGGGCAUCUUGAUGGGUGCUAAGCUCCCCAAACAAACUAGCUUACGGUGAGGAGGGGAGGGGGGUCCUUCCCCUGGAGGAGACCAGGCUUGCUCCUGCCUCCCUCUCUUCCCUGCCCGCCCCCCCCCCCCCCCCCCCCCCCCCCCCCGCCAUGAGCACUCCCUCUUUCCUCCUCCGUCCCUCCCCUCUGGAGCUAGACAAAUCAACCUCGUGCCUAAUGGGGGAAGAGUGGAGACUUUGUAAAGUGUACAUAGGACUUGCGGACCUUGUAUCCACCUGCCCUUUCUCCCCAUCGUGCGGGAGGGGCCCCAGCAUCAUCCCUGCUCUUACCGGGACUGCACCUGUGCUAGCCCGAGGGCAGGGGGGUGGCCGGGUGUCCUGUUCGCCUCCUCCUCUCCUUCAAGAAGCACUGAAACUCCCAAGGGUGUUCUUAUCCCAUGGAUAGGAAACCCGUGAAUCCGCGGCUGGCUCCCGGUGCCGCAUGUGGUGAGCUGGCACGCGGCCCGGGGUGGGGGGGCGAGGCCUCUGCCGGCUGGUGUCGCUGGGUGGGCACAGCGGGAGCCUCUGUCUGCGGCCACUGCAGCCACCGAGCAGCUGAUGUCGCUUCCAGGAUGGCAGGGCUGUUCUUCCUUCUCUGCCUCCAGACCUUCCCUCCUCUGCUUCAGUGGAGAGUCACUUCUUUUCUGAGGUGUGACUUUUUCUUUCCACGCCUUCAACCCAAAUCACCCUUCGAUGUCCUGUCCCUGGUCGUCAGGCCAGAGGUAUGGCCUGAAAGAAUGUAUCGACACUCCCGCUGUGUUCUGUGUGAGGUCUUAUUUUUUCCAUUUUUUUAUAGGCAGGGAAGUAAUGGUACUAGAUGGAAAGUCACAGUCUCUGUUCUCUCUGUGGCUCUGGGCCACGGAAAUAGGUUUCACGCAUGCCCGGUGGCUAGUGAGAUAGCAGUGGAGUUUGGGGACCCAGGGUCACAAACCAAAUUAAGACCAGACCCAAGACAAUUUUCACAAUAGGAUGAAAAGGAACGGGGUGGCGGGGGGAGGGCGGGCAGGGGAAAAAGGCGUGGAUGGAAUGUGUCAGUGGGAAAAGUAAACAGAACCACCCACCUAAUGCAAUACCAGACUGGUUCACGAGAGCAGUGCGGCUUGGGCAUCCUGUUGGUUCCGGUCCUCGCUGCGGCGUCCGAGGCUGGCCCGUGUGCUGGCACGGAUGUGGUCUCCACGCACACAGUCGGUGCCCCCACAGCUUGCUCUCGUGUUUCAGGACAGAGUGGUCACAACAAGAUGUUCUCCCCCACCCGCUCCCCCCAAAACCUUGGUCUCCGUGUGCCCACUCUUUAUCCCUAGGAAAUCAAAUAGAGGUGCUCAUGGGAAGAACCAGAAAUGAACGGGGGAGCCUGGUCCUGUUGCUGUCACUGACCGUUUUGAACUUUUAUUUAUUGUGUGUGUGUGUGUGUGCUGUUCUCUCCAGCCCUGGUCACAGUGUGUCUGUGGCCUUCCACUCCAAGCAGGUAACUUAUUUAUUCCUACCUGAGGGCUGCACUGCCCGGCACAGUGCUCCCUGGUCCUUUGUUCCGGGUGACAUCGUAUGCAGAUGAAAUUGUCACGUUGCCAUCCCUGUUCCCCGACCCCCCUCCCACCCCCGCAAAAAUGUGUCCAGCCGAGUGUAAACGUGCCCACUGAAGACUCUUUGAGAAUGUCUCAAAGGAGCAAGCUUCAGUCCCACCCUUUUAGAUUAUUUAUUCUCAGAACAUGAGGGGGUUGGUUCAUUAUUUUCAGUUCCCCUUGUGGUUGUAUGUGUGCACUCACUGCAAGGAAAUUCUUUGUAUUUGAAUGUAUUUUAAGGCAGUAGGUAGAAUAACAAAGGCAUAUGGAAACCACGAACUGAACGGACCACUAUAUGUAUUCAGAAAGGAGCUACCCAUCACCACAAAGGAAGUACCAGUGUAAAAAAUCAGCAAUUCGGAGGUUGCAGUAUUUAGUAUAGUUCAUGAUCAACCUUGUGCAACCACUACCAACAGAGUGUGUUGUUAUGCAUCAAAAAAACCGAUACAAUUUUAUUCUCUAAUGAAUAUCAAUAAAAGAAGUUCAAGUGAUGGAAACCACACGGGGA
Messenger RNA from Zalophus californianus (California sea lion), 5520 nucleotides. RefSeq names its product trafficking kinesin protein 1 (gene TRAK1). Bases 781 to 3465 code for a protein of 894 amino acids. Lineage: Eukaryota; Metazoa; Chordata; Mammalia; Carnivora; Otariidae. The transcript has 17 exons. Gene Ontology annotation, cellular component: dendrite. Gene Ontology annotation, molecular function: GABA receptor binding. Gene Ontology annotation, biological process: anterograde axonal transport of mitochondrion; neurogenesis; endosome to lysosome transport. The record is from RefSeq and is a predicted model, not a curated record.